This is a messenger RNA of Rhinocladiella mackenziei CBS 650.93, 753 nucleotides long. RefSeq lists its product as uncharacterized. The coding region runs from base 1 to 753 and encodes 250 amino acids. Gene Ontology annotation, molecular function: oxidoreductase activity. The transcript is spliced from 3 exons. Lineage: Eukaryota; Fungi; Ascomycota; Eurotiomycetes; Chaetothyriales; Herpotrichiellaceae. The record is from RefSeq and is a predicted model, not a curated record.
AUGGCUUCUACGACGGAUCUUUCAUCGCAUCUCGCUCUGAUCACCGGCGCGACAGGCGGGAUCGGGCACGCAACCUCCCUCGCGCUCGCUCGCCUAGGCUGCUCCAUCGCCGUGCACUACAACACGGCCUCCGACACGGCAGAAUCGAUCGUCUCUAUACUGAAGUCCAUGGGCGUGCGCGCGAGUGCGUUCCGCGCGAACCUCAGCUCCUACGCCGAAACACGCAACCUUCACGCCUCAGUUGUGCGAGAGAUGGGACAUCCUACCAUCCUGUUCAACAACGCCGGCUUAACGAUGGGGAAAAGCGGUGUCAAGGACAUCAGUGAGAUCACUGUCGAAGAGUUCGAGGAGACCUGGCGAGCGAACUGCGGGACGAGUUUCUUACUCACCCAGUUGUGUGUGCCUCCCAUGGUGGAAAAGGGGUGGGGUCGAGUAAUUUUUUGUUCCAGCGUUGCUGCAUUCACGGGAGGUGUGGUUGGGCCGCAUUACGCAUCGUCUAAAUCGGCGAUGCAUGGUCUCGUGCAUUGGUUGGCGAAUGCAUAUGCCAGCAAAGGUAUAACGGUUAAUGGCGUGGCGCCGGCGCUGAUUGAGGGCACAAAGAUGCUGCCGGGCAGUCAAGAAUUAGCUGCCAGAGUUCCGGUGGGAAGGUUGGGGAAGCCGGAAGAGAUUGCUGAGACCGUGAUUUGGAUCGUAAGGACCGCUUAUGUGCAUAACAAGGUCGUUGCUGUCGACGGUGGUAUGUUCAUCCAGUGA